GUAACUCAGUUAAGGCAAGAAGUUAUAAAUUUAAAGGAUAUAAAUUCCAAUCAACAGAAGUUAACCAAUGAGCUGAGUACAUUAAAUGAAACUCUCAAAGAACAGAUAGAUGUGCUAUUUGAAAAAAAUGAGACUAUUCAAAUCAAAUUAGACGAGAAAGCGAAGUUAUAUGAACAAGCCCAAGACCGGUUAGAUGAAUGUCGAGAUGAAUGCUAUCAAAUAAGAGAAUCUUUGAAAGGGGCGCAUGAAGAUAUUUCAGAAGCAAGAACCGCUUGGAGAAAUCAAAGAGAUAGAAAUCGGCAUAUUGCUCAAGAAUUGCAAAAUUGUCAGGAGCAUG
Diversispora eburnea is the source of this 337-nucleotide messenger RNA. Lineage: Eukaryota; Fungi; Glomeromycota; Glomeromycetes; Diversisporales; Diversisporaceae. The record is from the annotation of a GenBank genome assembly.